Dicentrarchus labrax (European seabass) is the source of this 2353-nucleotide messenger RNA. RefSeq lists its product as uncharacterized. The transcript is spliced from 4 exons. Lineage: Eukaryota; Metazoa; Chordata; Actinopteri; Moronidae. Gene Ontology annotation, molecular function: metal ion binding; hydrolase activity; nucleic acid binding. Bases 16 to 1923 code for a protein of 635 amino acids. The record is from RefSeq and is a predicted model, not a curated record.
UCCAGCUGUGUGACGAUGCAUCUGUUUUGCACCUGCUGCGUCCUAUCUUUCUCCCUGCUGAUGGCGUCACCCCUGGUGAGUGCCACUGUGUCCGACAGCUUCAAAGUCUGCAGCCAUUUUUUCUACAUGCAGACACCACCUGCAGGGAUGAGGGGAGCCAGCCCGAGGAAGAUCUGCCAGAAGUAUUCAGACAAACUCCGCUACGCCACCUUGUAUGACAGCAGUCGCCGCCUCCCCCUCUACUCAGCCUACAUCUUUAAGAAGUCAGAUGGGAAGAGGAGAAUGGACACACCAUGGAUGUAUGAGCCACAGUUGGUUUCUGAUGACGAGAGUGGCAACAUGAGAGCACUUCCCCUCACGGAAGAUGCCCCCCCUCUGAUCGAGGACAGCCAGGCUGUGCUGGAGGACUACACAGAUGCUGUAGAAUAUAGACGUGGCCCACUGAAUCCAGACUUGCACCAAUCAGAGCCCGAUGACAAAUCCUCCACAUAUACUCUGACCAAUGUAGUCCCAUUAAUCACAGACUUCCUGGACACUUCCUGGAACCCAUACUUAGACAUCAUCCGCCGUCGCCUCAACAACUUCUGCCACGGCAAAUCUUUCAUGGUGACAGGGGUGACCAUUUCUGGGGCGGCCAUCCAGCGAGAUAACAGGGACCGCCUGGCAAUCCCAAAACACGUAUGGCUGGCAUACUGUUGCCCACGGUUUGACAAUAACUCUCCAUAUGAGGUGAGGUUCAUGUUCCCUAGUUAUGGGGGCUAUGCACUGAAUGACCAGACCGACCACAGUGUGGUGGAAGUUCCUCUGAAGACUCUCGAGAGCUUCCUGAAGAGCCAAACAGACAUAGAUAGUGACCUGACUAUUUUUCACAAGGGUUGUGUGUCAGAAAACACCUUCAGGAAGAAGAGAGGCCUGACCAGUGUUGCUCCAGGGUCAGAUAUAGACACAUUCAAUCAUUUGAAGCAGCUCACAGAAACACACUUAAAUUUGACAGCUUUAUCCUCUCACCAGAGCAACAUCGAAGCCCACCUGACUAUGGCAUUUUGGGUGCAGACGGCUUUCCUGCUUAUUAACAUAAUAACAUCAGCGGUAAGAGGGAGAGUGGAGAAAGAGCUGUCUCCAGAGUGCAGAGAAUUCCUCUACAUGGGAACAACUCCGACUGGGCUGGAGCACCACUCCCUCCAGUUCAUUUGUCAGCGUUACAACAAGAAAAUUCGCUAUGUGACUCUGUACAACACCGUGGACCAUAUACCCGUCUACUCUGCCUACACUUUCAAACGCUCAGAUGGGGAGAAAUGCGUGGAUGUCCCGUGGAUGUAUGAACCACAGCUCUCCACCACCUCUGAUACAGAUGAGAUGCAACCUUUCCCACGUGGUUACAUGCAUAUGAAUUUUGAAGAUGCCCAAGCUGUUCUGGAUGAUUAUACGAACGCUGUGCUUUACGAGCGGGGAACCCUCAACCCAGACGAGCAUCAGGACGAACCGGAUGACAAGGCCUCCACCUACACCCUCACUAAUGUUGUGCCCAUGGCGCCCGACUUCAACAACAGAGUCUGGAACAAACAGGAGCACAUCGUUCGCAAACGGCUUAACAACUACUGUCGUGGGACAGCUUACAUCGUCACAGGUAUCACCACCUCUGGGAAGAUGAUCCGCCGGGAAAACAUGAACCGCAUUGCAGUGCCCACAUACUUGUGGUCCGCUUAUUGCUGUGUUGACUACGACCACAAUGCCCCUUACAACGAGCGCUAUAAGUUCCCGUCUUUUGCUCACUAUGGCCUCAAUGAGGACGAGAACAACGAGGUGGUGGAAAUCUCCGUCCAGAAGCUGAAGGAGUUCCUCAAGAAGACAACCUUUGUAGAUCAGAACUUUCAGAUCUUUGUAGGCGACUGUAUGCCACCAGCGUCCAUUACUUCCAAAUAGGCCAAUAUUUAGCUAUAAAGCAGCUGUUCUUCUUCAAUAGGCCUUUUUAACAGCACACAUUUUGACUCGUCACAGGCAGAAAAGCACUGGUGUUACUGAUAACAUUAACAAUGGCUCUGUUCAAGUGUCUCAGUAAGCCAUGACAAUGUAAUAGUGAGUCAGCAUACACAAUACCAGGUCCCUGAAGCAGCUCAGUGGAUUUCAACCGUGAUUCAUAUUGUGGUUUACACCGGUACUUUUCCUGCUGUGAAAUGUCAAAAUGUUUUCUGUGAUAAAAGUCUAUGGCCUAUUGGAGGAGCUUAAUUAAGUCAUACAAAACAUUUGUAUCAACACUAAAUACACACUGUCAAGUUAUUUUGAAUACUGUACAGAAAUGUAUUCACUGCUGAAAAGUUCCACUGCUUUGUGUAAUUUACAGUAAUAAACCUUU